AUGAAAUUAGAUAGUACGUCUCCUGAGUACUCUCCGUCACAAUAUAAGCUUGAAUAUGACAAAUACAAUCGAUAUAGUAAUAUUCUUGCUCGAGGACCUUGGGAACGCACAGCUGUUCGAUUAAAUAAUUCUCAUCGUGUUCAUGAUUACAUCAAUGCGAAUGAAAUCAAAGGAUUCAACAAUGAUAAACAAUAUAUAGCUUGUCAAGGUCCAUUGGAACAAACUUGUGAAGAUUUUUGGGACAUGAUUAUUCAAUAUGAUGUAAAACAAAUUGUCAUGUUAACAAGAACAGAAGAACGAAAUCGUCACAGCCCUUCAGAAACAUUAUGCAAAUGUUAUCGUUAUUUUCCUGAUAGAAUAGAACAAUUAAUGACAUUUGGUAGAGUAUCUAUUCAAUUGAUCGAGCUCGAACAGCAAAACAAUGUAGAUCUUGAAAUUCGUCAUAUACUUAUUAAAGCUGAUAACAAUGAAUAUUCUGUACUUCAUUAUUAUUUUACUGGUUGGCCAGAUUUUGGUGUUGUUGAAUCACAAAGAUUAGUUCAACUUAUUCAAUAUAUUAAUAAUCACGGAAAAAAUCAAAUAAAUUCAGCUAGCAAAUCGAAAAACAUUGGAAUAACACCUAUAGUUGUUCAUUGCAGUGCUGGCGUUGGUCGAACAGGUACUUAUAUAGCUGUAGAUACUAUAAUGCAUUUAAUUGAUCAAGAGCAAAACAAAUUAUCAGCCAUGCAACUUGAUGUUAUGGAUAUUGUCUAUCAAUUACGACAAGAUAGAGGAAAAAUGGUGCAAACUAAGGAUCAAUAUCUCUUGGUAAAUCAUUGUGUCAAAGAAUAUUUACGAAAAAUAAAUCGAUUAAAUGAUGUUUUACAACAAUCACUUGCAUACGAUGUUUACGAGGAUCCUACGAAGUUGAAUGACGAUGCAAGUAUGAAAUCAUCAUCGGGUUAUAUUUAUGAGAACGCAAACAAUUCAUUUCAAGCCAAAUAG
Messenger RNA from Rotaria sp. Silwood1, 984 nucleotides. The record is from the annotation of a GenBank genome assembly. NCBI's taxonomy places the organism in Eukaryota, Metazoa, Rotifera, Eurotatoria, Philodinida, Philodinidae.